Molecule: messenger RNA, 6939 nt
Organism: Ictalurus furcatus (blue catfish)
Lineage: Eukaryota; Metazoa; Chordata; Actinopteri; Siluriformes; Ictaluridae
Gene: amot
Product: angiomotin
Exons: 14
Coding region: 1460-4513 (1017 amino acids)
Biological process (GO): hippo signaling; angiogenesis; regulation of cell migration
Cellular component (GO): bicellular tight junction; lamellipodium; cytoplasmic vesicle
Molecular function (GO): signaling receptor activity
Source: RefSeq, a predicted model, not a curated record
AACCGCGACGUGGAGGCGCAAGUGGAAGUGUAUGUCAAUAAAGAAUAACACUAAGCAGCGUAAGAGCAUCUAUAAAGGCGAAUUACAGACAAAUUUGCGUUAGCUAUGAAUUAUAAAGAAGGAUAAAGUCUCUGACUUCAGCCUCUUGCGUACCGCUCCCUUCCCAGUACCGUGUUGGAAUGGCAGGCAGGAAUGUGCCGUAAGGAAACCCGAUAUAUAUUCGGAAUGCCUGAUGGUGGCAUGCAAGCACAUACCAGAUCGGUCACUUAUCGGUCACUUAGUCAUGGCUCUAAAGUGUCGCUCGGAAUUAAAAGAAGAUCCCGACUUAUACGAAACCAACUUCUGAGCCGUUGCAGCAUACAGAGCCAUUACUUUUGUCUUAAUUUUAUAGAUUUGUAUUUGUUGGAUUUCUUUAAUUAAUCUUUUUUUUUUUUUUUUUAAUCCAUGGUUAAUUGAUACCAUUAACAUAAGAUUCCUGGAUUUCAGGAAAUGUAAAUUAUAUUGGUGUUUAUGAAAUUGCGAUGACUUCGCCAACUAUGCGAUUUGAAUCUGAUCGACGUACAUUAGUUAGCCGACUUGUAUGUAAAUGUACGCAAACUCGGGAGCUCUCGUAAGACGCUGGCAGGAACAUUCGUGGAAUACGUAUCAAAUUUCUUGUGUAAACGCUCCCAAUCGAUUCAUUCGUAUCCAGCUUGAUAAAUGAGGCCCAUUGUGUGUGUGUGUGUUUGUGUGUGUGUGGUAGCGUCUACCAAAGUACUUCUUUCCAUUAGGUAUGGAUCUCCCUGGCACAACCCUGCUAAUUAUUUUAUAAGUACACCUCAGUUAGGAAUCUUCAGUUAAAUCAAUUCCUGCGAAACCAUCCAAUUAUCUGGACAUACCUCAUACCGUGCUCUUCACACCCGGCAUGUGAUGUGAUGUGAAGUGAAGUGAGUGGAGAGACUUGGAGAGGAAGCGGUUACAGCAGCAGGUUGGUAUGAGGGUGUGGAAAGGGUGCUGGCUGAACUCCAGACUCACCUGUCCUCAUGGCCACACCUAAAGGAAUGCGGCAGGUAGCGUGGCAAACGGCCAUCAGCAUAACGGCAGCCGAGCAUGUGAAGGGAAGAGUGCGGUUAUCUGGGGCACGGAGCGAAGCCCAGGACUCGCUCCUGUCCGUUAAGUGAAGGAUUUGAGGAUCUAAGGCACAGAGGAAUACUGACUAUUCAUUGGCUGGGCGUUCGGGAGCUCGCGGGAUCGCCUGUGCAUUUUGGAGCACCUUGAAGAGCUUGUGGUGAGCAGCGGGCCGGGCCAGAAUCGGCGCCAUGAGCGGCCAGUAGUGAACCGGGACGCCAGCUUCGACAGCCACACAGCUCUUUUGACUGUCAUCAUCUUCAUCACUGCCAUCUCUAUCAUAGUUCUGAGGAGGGAGAGCCAGUGAGGGCACGGGAGGGGGAAUGAAAACUUGUGGGAAGAGCAACAGGAAAUGGAAGUUACAAUGUUUCGGAAAAAAGCUUCGUCCUCCUUGAGAAUGCGGAGAAUAUCAGAAAGGGGCGUGGACCGCGGCCGGAGCUCCUCCUUCCAUGAGGUGGGUGGCUUGCGAGAGCUGGAAAUGAGGGGGGCAGCCUCCGUUUCCGAAGAAACCUCGAGCGCCGGUGCGAGCGGCGGAGGCCACACCGUCCUCCAGCGACUCUUGCAGGAGCAGAUGCGCUAUGGCGAAGGCAGAAACUACCUCGCCUUGCAGCAGCAGCAACAGCAGCAGCAGCUGCAGCAGCAGCAACAGUCACAGCCGCAGCAGCAGCAACAACAGCAGCUCCUGGGCCCAGGAGACGAGCACUCCAUGGUCCCACACAUUGCCCGACAGGAGCCACAGGGCCAAGAGCUGCAGGCAGACAGUGGCAUGGAGAAGCAGCUGAACCCCCGAGGCGCAGGUGGUGGAGGAGGCAGCGGAGGAGCCGGAUCCCAAGGACAGAACCCUGAGGACUUGCCUUCGUACGAGGAAGCCAAGGUGCAGUCACAGUACUUCCGUGGCCACCAGCCACAGCCACAGCUUGGCCCGACGGUGGGCGCUGCAUUCUACGUCACCGGCGUUACCAACGCAAAGGUACGUCCUCCGGAGGGCCGCCCCGCGGUACAGCGGCUCGGUGCGGCCAAAGUGCACCAGGAUGAUGGCCUAAAGGACCUCAAGCAGGGUCAUGUGCGCUCGCUCAGUGAGAGGCUUAUGCAGCUUUCUCUGGCCACCAGCGGCGUCAAAGCCCACGCACCCGUCACCAGUGCGCCACUCUCACCCCAGCUGCCUCAACCGGCAGGGGACUACUACAAACCGAUGGGACCUCACCGCGGCCCGCCCCCAGACUAUCCCUAUAAAGGUCUACACUCACCACCCAAACAGCAGCAGCACCACCAUCCACAGCACCAAGAUCCAGGACACUACUAUUCAGACCACCGUGGCUCAGCUCAGCAGUCCAGAACCGACGUCCCUCACGUGCGAUACCAACCACCACCCGAGUAUGGAUCUUUCCGCUCCAAUAAAGAGAGCUCAGGACACUCCCAGAGGCCCGUCCAUCAGCACAGCCCCACAUCCUCGGUCACCUCGGUGGGUUCGCUGUCCCGCGCUCAGUCCUCCACCCUCAGCAGCAUCCUGGCUUCUUCCCAUUCUUCUCCACACAUGGCCCACCAGGUAGAACAGCAAUUCACAAUGGGGCCACGGAGUCCACAGGGGCCGGGCUCGUAUCAGGGCGAGCCAUACGGCCCAGGCCCGGCUCACCCAGCGCCUCAUCAACGGCCCCAUGGCUUCCCUCACGACCCCUAUGGCUCGGCACCCAGGGGCCUCCAUCUGCACCAGCACCAGUUCCAUCUACAGGGGCAGCAGCAGCAGCAGCAGCCUGGCCCAGGGCAGCACUACCCACACCCCCACUCGCUCCAGGGUGACCCCUUUGCCCUGUUGGCACGUGCCCAGCAGAUGGUCGACAUGCUCACCGAGGAGAACCGGCAACUCAAGCAGGAGAUGGAGGUGUGUGGCGAGAAGGUGUCCAAGCUGCAGAAGCUAGAGACCGAGAUCCAGCUGGUGUCCGAGGCCUACGAGAACCUGGCCAAGUCCUCGUCCAAGAGGGAAGCCCUGGAGAAGACCAUGAGGAACAAGCUGGAGCUGGAAGUGCGCAGGUUGCACGACUUCAACAGGGAUUUAAGAGAACGUAUGGAAACAGCCAACAAGCAGCUAGCAGCCAAAGAAUGUGAGGGCACGGAGGACAACCGCAAAACCAUCUCUCAGCUUCUGGUUCAGAACAAAGAGACCCAGCGGGAAAAGGAGAAACUCGAGAUCGAGCUUAACGCGCUGCGCUCCACCAACGAGGACCAGCGGAGGCACAUCGAGAUCCGUGACCAGGCCCUGAACAACGCUCAGGCUAAAGUAGUCAAGCUGGAGGAAGAGCUUAAGAAGAAGCAGGUCUACGUAGAGAAGGUGGAGCGGAUGCAGCAGGCUCUGGCUCAGCUGCAGGCUGCUUGUGAGAAGAGAGAGCAAUUGGAGCACAGAUUACGCACACGGCUGGAGAGAGAGCUGGAGUCACUCAGGAUGCAACAGAGAUCGGGAGGCUCGCAGAACCCCACGGGUCCCGAGUACAGCACGACGGCCCUGAUGGAGCACCUGCGCGAGAAGGAGGAGAGGAUUUUGGCUUUGGAGGCCGACAUGACCAAAUGGGAGCAGAAGUAUUUAGAGGAGAGUGUCAUGAGACAGUUCGCCCUGGACGCCGCAGCAUCUGUUGCCACGCAAAGAGACACUUCAUCGUCUAUGAUCAGCCACUCGCCCAGCAGCAGCUACGACACCUCGGUGGAGGCGCGCAUUCAGAAGGAAGAGGAGGAGAUUCUCAUGGCCAACCGCCGCUGCCUGGACAUGGAGAGCCGCAUCAAGAACCUCCACGCGCAGAUCAUCGAGAAGGACGCCAUGAUUAAGGUUCUGCACCAACGUUCGCGCAAGGACCCGGGCGUCAAAGCCGACGGCCCGUCCGCCAUGCGCCCCUCCAAGUCGCUCAUGUCCAUAGCCACGGGCUCGAGCGGAUUGGGCAGCUCGGGCCUGCUCUCUCACUCGCUGGGGCUCAGCGGGAGCAGCCCGAUUACAGAGGAACGCAAGGAGGACCGCAGCUGGAAGGGCAGUCUGGGCGUGUUACUGGGGCCAGAGUUCAGAGGUGACUCCUUGAGGACCGACUCCAUCUCGUCUUCUCCGUCUCCGGUGCUGCCGUCCACCCCGAUGCCAGCCACUGCCCACUCGAAGACGGGCAGCCGGGACAGCUGUACGCAGACAGACAAGAGUCAGGAGUCGAGCAAACCCAGCACCCCGGCACUGCAGAGCGUAGCAGCCAACAACCGCAUCAGCAGCCCCAGUCCUGUAUAUAUCCCCGACCGUAUCGCAGACGUUCCAGUGUUCCACAGCAAUACUCUGGAGAGGAGAGCGCCAGUGCAGUCUUAUCCUACACAACCACAACCACAGUCACAGCCGCAAAAACAGGAGGAUGUAGAUAACGAGAUGGUGGAAAUACUCAUCUGAACCGUGUAACACACACACACACACACACACACAGCAGGUGAGUGCGCUCUACAUCGCGCGCUCGUGUUAGUACUUUUAGGGACAAUCAUGGUGUAUUGAAAUGCACUACGUUUUUAUGCCUUGUAUAGAAUAAUACGCCGUGUCAGUUACGAGUAACGUUUUGUACAGUAUUCUGUGGUGGCAUUUCGACUCUCGAGUUUAGGACCAAAAUGUAUUGGCAAUUUUUUUAAAAAAAAAUGUUUUUUUUUUGCUUUUAUUGCACUACUUUUCUUUUUCUUUUUUCUUUCUUUAAGCUUUUCGAUAUUAUUUGAAACUCUUAUUAGCUAGAGCACAUAUACCAAUGUUAUCAAUUUUUGGCACUUGAGUUAGUCGUUAUUUGUAAAUACUGUAUCUCGAUACUGUAAGACCACAUGUAAGACAGGAGGCGUGAAUGUGUACGGCUCUGUGAACUUUAAAGGCACUGCCGGAGCGUUGAAGUCGGAGUACUGACCUCACAGAAUUGUGCGGUCUGUGGUUUUGCUGUGUAUGCAAAAAAAAAAAAAAAAAGAAAAGAAAAGAAAAAAAGAAAAGAAAAAAACCCAACUGGUUUUGGGUGUGUGUACGCAUGUGAUGUGAGUCAAUCUGUUGUUUUUUUUUGGGGGUUUUUUUUUUUUUUUUUUUUUUUUGAGGGGGGGUUUGGACCGCGGUUUGGACCAGCAAGUGUCCUUCUUUCCAUUCGAGCUGCGGGAGCGUCACUGUGCACAAACCUCGCCACGCCAUGCCGUGGUGAACACUAGCAGUCAUUUCAUACGUCACGGUCUCCACGUCUCUCCCCAUUUCAGACUUUCUUUUUCUCUUCGACACGAUGGUUACUAUAAUUGACGUUGUCUGUUAUAUGCAGUGUAGUAUGACGUGUAGCGUGUGAGAAAUUCCAGGGAGUUCACAAUAUACAUUUCGCUUUUGACCAAAGGAUAACAGAGAGAAUGCACACCUUGUAUACGUGUCAUAAAAAAAAAGAGGGGUUAACGAAUUAUGUUCCACUGGGCAAAAACAGCUGGAUUGAAAUGGUUGGUCUGCUAAAUUAAGCCAAUUAAUAUGUCAUAUAUGUUUGUUUGUUUUGUUUGUUUGUUUGUUGUUUUUGUUUUGCUCAGUGGGUUCUUGACAUUGUCUUAAAAUCUAUCCUCUAAACAGUUCAUAUCAUUUCUUUUUCUUUUUUUGUUUCCCCCUCCCCUCCAAAUCCAGGAAUGUUCAAAAUUUGGUCAUCAUCAUAUGUCUAUCUCAAGGCACUGAAAAUAUACCGUCAGUGUAUUAUUAUAUUUGUACUUGUUGUAUUAAAUUAAAUGUUAAAAUGACUCCAUGAAAGAGAAAUACCUCUUACUGUCUAUAGUUAUGAGUGUGUGCAUAUCUAUCUAUCUAUAUAUUUUUUUUUGACAAAUCUGGGCUGUGCCUUAAAUUUCCAUGAACAUAAUGCUGCAUUCAUGACCAAGUGAGAAAUGGGAAGUUUCCAACUUCCCAGUUGGGAACGAUCUGUUUGAACGGCUCUCCAACUCGUAAUUCCUACUCGGAAGGUGUUUCGAGAUGAGCUACGAGUUGCGAUUCUGGGACGCCGCUUCGACGUGGCGUUCAUAGUGAAAAGACUUUUUAAUAUUUUGAAAUCUCUAAAUACUGAAAGGGGGAAGAAGAAAAAAAAAAAACACCCCACCCCAAAACAACAGAAACCCUCACACAGAAUUUGUAAUGGUUAUAAUGGAAACUGUAAUGGUCCAUGUGGGACUCUACUGGUCGUUUGUUGCUUUCUAUUGGUGGCAUAUUUAUGUCUAGCGGAUACCAUUAAGGACCUACGUCAUUAAUACGUCCUAUUACGUAACGGAAACCAUUUGGUAAUGGUUUUAAGAGUUAACAGCUGAUGGAUUUUAAUAGUAUUUGUAGUGGAAACCAUUAGAAUUUCUGCUAUGGUUUUAAUUGGGGUUAUAUUUGAUCGUGUUAUUUUUGGAUUAGAUGAGGAGAGGACACAGCCCCGUAACGCAUGUCUGUUCGUCCGAUGUGCGAAGUAGGCGGUUCCGAGUUGGAAAUUUCCCCGAGUUCUCGGUUGUCGUGAAUUCAGCGUGAGCGUGUUCGUCUUAUUACGUUCUAGCCGAACGCACGAUCACCCAGUUGUGAUCAUAUUAAUAUACGACAGUGUGUCGUGAACACAGGUGCCAACGUCGCUCGCAAACAAAAUCCUAGCAGGCGGGGGGGGGGGUGUGUGUGUGUAAACAAACAAAUCUCACAACAUGAGUCACAAAGUAAAUAUUGGCACCUCUGCGUAAACAUCCGUUCAAACUGGAAUUCAUGAGCCAGUGAGAUGACCUCACACUUAAUGCACGUUAUCUGAAUUACAUCCAAAGAAAUCAGUAAUUGGUUGAUCCAAAAAAAAAAAAAAAAAAAGAAAGAGAAAACCCACAAAC